AUGGAUGUGACCGUCUCAGAGCUCAUGGAGCUCUUCCUGCAGAGCCCGCUGGUGACCUGGGUUCAAACUUUGGACCCAUUCCGAAGCGGCAACUGCGACAACUUGAAUUUCUACAUGAAACUGGUGGAUGGCAUCUUUCUGAACCAGGUCAUGCUACAAAUUGAUCCCAGGCCUGGAAAGAGGCCCAUCCACCAGAACGUCAACAACAAUGCGAACCUUCGGAUUGAGAACUUGAGCAUCCUGGUCAGAAAUAUCAAGACCUUCUACAAGGAUGUUCUCAGGCAGGUGAUCCUCAUGAGAUUGCCCGAUGUCGUGGUGAUCGGCAAGGACCCGCUGUCUGGCAGAAGCAUGGAGGAAGUCAAGAAGGUGCUGGUCCUGCUCCUGGGCUGUGCUGUCCAGCGUGAGACGAGAGAGGAGUAUAUAAACCGGAUCCAGGAGCUGGACAGUGAGACCCAGGCCAGGAUCGUGGCCCAUAUUCAGGAGGUGACCCACAUCCAGGAUAACAUGCUGGAUCUGCACAUCUUGGAGGUUCCAGACGUGUCCCGGGAGGAGCUGGAAGCCUCCUUGAGGAACAUGCUGUCUCACCUGAGGAGGCUCGUAGAUGAGCGAGAUGAAUACAGGGAGAUAAUCGUGGACCUGACUCAGGAGCGGGACCACCUCCGGGCACAGCAGCUGCCCUGCCCCCUCCAGGCCUCCAGUGCUGAGUCCGCACCCGGCCCAACCAGUGUCCUGUCCAGCGAGCAUGGGCAGCACCUGGUNCCCAGCGAGGAUGGGCAGCACCUGGUCCUGGAGCUAGUGGACACCAAGUCCAGGCUGUGCCACGUCAGCCAGGAGCUGCAGGAAGAAAAACUGAAACACAGGGAGGCACUGGAGCAGCUGGAGAAGCUUCUGAACAGUGAGCAGAAGGCUCUUCAGCAGGAGCAGAGGAGGAAGACCACCCUUGCCAAUGAGAAGCAGAGGCUAUGGGGAGAGCUGGACAGGGUCAAUAUCCUGCACCAGCAGCUAAAGUGGGAGCAUAGGGAGCUGCAAGCCCACAACAAGGAGCUGGAAACCUCACUGGAGAGCUCCCAGCUGGAGUCGAAGCACUGGCAGGCCCAGUACUAUGAGCUGAAGGCGGAGCACGAGGAACUGCAAGCCCACACCAACAAGCUGGAAACCUCGCUGGACAGCUCAAAGCUGGAGGUAAACCGCUGGCAGGCCCAGUCUGCAGGGCAGAAGAGGGAGCAGGAGGAGCUGCGCACCCACAACAAGGAGCUGCAAGCCUCCCUGGACAGCUCAGAGCUGGAGGUGCACCGCUGGCAGGCCCGGUACCACGAGCUGAAGGAGGAGCACUGGAGCAUGGAAACCUCACUGACCAAGCUGCACAAACAAUGCGAGAUGCUGUUUGAUCUCAGGGGGGACUUGGAGAAAGAAAAUCACUACCUCUCGGUCCAGAUCCAGAUGAUGGACCAGGAGAACCUGAGGCUUCUGGAGCAGAAGUUGGAUAACCAGGAUCAGUACCAUGAGGAGCAGCAGUACAUAGACAAAAUAAAUGCCUUAGAGAGACAAAAAGAAAAACUGGAAGAGAAAUUCAUGGCUCAGCACCAGUUCUCUGAACUGUCUCUAAAGCAGAAAAGCCGCUGGGUUAAAGUCAAAGCCCUAUUCAAAUUCACCAAACCAAAGAAAGAGGGUUCCAGAGAAGGACCAAAGUCCCCCCCAGACAGUGCCGCAUGUCCGCAGGAGCCCCUCGAGGCCACCCCAUCGUGCUCACACUGGGCAGAAGAGCAAGACCCCCCCAGCGGGCCCGCGAGAAAAGGCCCCAGGGACCUAAUACCGAAGCCAGUGGCCCUGCACAGAGGCAGCCUUCACCGCACGGAGGCCUUGGCUACCCCCACCAUGAAGCCCCGGCCAUCAGAGCUGGGCUCCCAGGCCUGCUCCUCCUCAGCCAUGACUACUACCCCUUCCAGCUCCACCCCCAUCUCCUGGGACCAGGCCACACCCCAGGCGCUGGACACAGCCACCACUCAGGUGCUGGGCAGGAGUCAGAGGUGGCCUCUGACAAAGGACCGCAGUUUCCCCAUGGGUGGUCCAGGUCCCCUGACUCAGCCUUAUUUUCACCAUAGGCUAGAAUUCAGAUGGCAGCUCUGUGAGUGGUCCCUGGAGCUCAAGUUCACCAGCCACAGGCAGCACAUGCCCUGGCCAGGUAGCCUAGAGAGCAGCUGGAAUUGGACCAGUGACAGUUCCCCUCCUAGCCUGAGGGUAAGUUCCUCCGAUGAGCUCCACUGCAGAUCCAAGAGCUUCGGCAGUGGAGGCCUGAUCUCCAGCAGGGACACAGCCACCCUGCCCCGGGAUGCCAGCACCCCAGGACGCACUGCCCUCAGCUGCCAUGAGUACCCACCCCGGAACUUACCUCUCCUCCAGCAGGGCAUCCAGAAGAGGGGUGCGGCCCAGCCCCAGGCCUGGGUGCAGCCCUGUACCUCCGAGCAGAGCAGUGAGAUGCUCACCCUGGAGGAGUUCCUGGAGGACAGUGACCAGGGCUCCCCCACUGCUGUGAGAGGCCUGGGAGCACUCUCCUCCCUCACUCCCUCAGAUGGACCAGGACCAGAGGCCUGAAGACGUGGAAGUCACAAUGGUGCCCGUGCCAGGCCUCCACUCCGUCUCACUGUACAAAAACCCUGGAUAUGUGACUCC
Molecule: messenger RNA, 2670 nt
Organism: Miniopterus natalensis
Lineage: Eukaryota; Metazoa; Chordata; Mammalia; Chiroptera; Miniopteridae
Source: RefSeq, a predicted model, not a curated record